Messenger RNA from Micropterus salmoides (largemouth bass), 5838 nucleotides. It is a transcript of the gene itchb, whose product is annotated as itchy E3 ubiquitin protein ligase b. Gene Ontology annotation, molecular function: ubiquitin protein ligase activity; protein binding. The record is from RefSeq and is a predicted model, not a curated record. The transcript has 24 exons. Lineage: Eukaryota; Metazoa; Chordata; Actinopteri; Centrarchiformes; Centrarchidae. Gene Ontology annotation, biological process: protein K63-linked ubiquitination; protein K29-linked ubiquitination; ubiquitin-dependent protein catabolic process. The coding region runs from base 173 to 2836 and encodes 887 amino acids.
CUUGUUUCGGUCACGUGACGUGAGCUUACGAAGAUGGUGGAAGUUUCUUCUUCCUUGAAGUGAAGCCCGGACUGAAACCUAAACAUCUUCCAGACAGAAGGCUAGGAAUUCACCGCAGCGUCACUAGUUUGGUUUUACAGCAUUUAUUCGGAUUUGUGCCCAGCCCUAUGUCAUGGCCAGUGGAGUCACCAAGUUGGGCAGCUCCAACGGUUACCCUAUGAAGGCACAGCUACAAAUCAUUGUGUUAUCAGCAAAACUAAAAGAGAACAAGAAAAACUGGUUUGGUCCCAGUCCUUAUGUGGAAGUGACCGUCGACGGCCAGUCCAAGAAAACAGAGAAAUGCAACAACACCCACAGUCCCAAAUGGAAGCAGCCACUCACUGUGAUUGUGACUCCAUUCAGCAAAUUGGUGUUUCGUGUGUGGAGCCACCAGACCCUCAAGUCAGACGUGUUGCUAGGCAUGGCCACACUGGAUGUCAGUGAUACUCUCAAGUCUAAUGACAUGAAAAUCUCUGAGGUGGUGCAGACCCUACAGCUGUGUACAGACAGAGACCAGUCAGAUGUGGUGGGAGACCUGUCGGUCUGCCUAGACGGCAUGACUGUCGAGCCCGAAAUGUUUGCCGCAGCCGAGGCUGACCAUCACAUUACAUCAAAUGGGGAUUCACAACCAAAUGGGGAUCAUGCCAUAAGCCGGAGUCGAGACAGCUCUCCAGCGGUGGACGGUGUAGAGCACAGGUCUUCUCCCAGUGUUCAGAGGUCAGCGAACAGCACAGGGUCUCCCUCAGUGUCAGGGGGUUCAAGGCCUGUCCGACCACCCAGGCCCUCAAGACCUCCUCCUCCAACCCCCCGCAGACCCACCUCUUCACCAGCAUCUUCCAGCAACAGCUCUGCACCAGCUGAUGGCAGUAACAGUCAGUCAGGUUCUGAUACACCAGUGCGAACACCGGCCUCAGGGCCUUCAUCAGCCCCAGACUCAAGUCCUUCGACAGGCUCAGACAGGAACUCCGCAUCGGCCUCCAGCUCUGGUGCUGCAGCAACCAGACAGCCAACCAGCAGCAUCACCCCAUCUCUCCCUCCCAGGGUCCCCACUGUCAACGCUGGACCGUUGCCCCCAGGGUGGGAGCAGAGAGUGGAUCAGAAUGGCAGGUUGUAUUUUGUCGAUCACGUGGAAAAGAGAACAACGUGGGAACGCCCUGAACCCCUGCCCCCUGGCUGGGAGCGUCGUGUCGACCAGAUGGGGCGGGUCUACUUUGUUGAUCACAUCACUCGAACCACCACAUGGCAGCGCCCCACAGUGGAGACAGUGCGUAACUAUGAGCAGUGGCAGCACCAACGCAGCCAGCUACAGGGCGCCAUGCAGCAGUUCAAUCAGAGGUUUAUUUUCGGGCUACAAGAUCAGGUUUCAGCCACUCAGAAUAAGGAAUUUGAUCCUCUUGGGCCUCUGCCACAUGGAUGGGAGAAGAGAACAGACACGAAUGGGAGAGUUUAUUUUGUACAUCACCCAACGCGGGCAACACAGUGGGAAGACCCACGAACACAGGGGUUGAUGAAUGAUAAGCCACUUCCAGAGGGUUGGGAGAUGAGGUUCACUGUAGAUGGUAUUCCCUACUUUGUAGACCACAACAGGAGAACGACCACCUACAUUGACCCUCGCACUGGAAAAUCUUCACUUGAAAAUGGACCACAGAUCACCUACGUUCGAGAUUUCAAAGCCAAAGUACAGUACUUCAGAUUCUGGUGCCAGCAACUGUCAAUGCCUCAACACAUCAAGAUCACAGUAUCCAGAAAAACCCUGUUUGAGGACUCUUUCCAGCAGAUUAUGAGCUUCAACGCUCAAGAUCUGCGCAGGAGAUUAUGGAUCAUCUUCCCUGGAGAAGAAGGCCUUGACUAUGGAGGUGUCGCCAGGGAGUGGUUCUUCCUGUUGUCCCAUGAGGUUUUAAACCCCAUGUACUGCCUGUUUGAAUAUGCCGGUAAAGAUAACUACUGCCUCCAGAUCAACCCUGCCUCCUAUAUCAACCCUGACCACCUCAAGUAUUUCAAGUUCAUAGGACGCUUCAUUGCCAUGGCUCUUUUCCAUAGCAAGUUCAUCGACACUGGUUUCUCACUGCCAUUUUACAAGCGCAUCCUGAACAAGCCGUUGGCCCUCAAAGAUCUGGAGUCCAUAGACCCAGAGUUCUACAACUCCCUCAUGUGGAUCAAGGAUAACAACAUCGAGGAGUGUGGGCUGGAGAUGUUCUUCUCUGUUGACAAAGAGAUUCUGGGGGAAAUCUCUACCCAUGAACUGAAACCAGGAGGAGGAGACAUCCAAGUCACUGAGGAGAACAAGGAGGAGUACAUCAGGCUGGUAGCAGAGUGGAGGCUGUCCAGAGGAGUGGAAGAGCAGACACAGGCUUUCUUUGAAGGCUUCAAUGAGGUCCUCCCUCAGCAGUACCUACAAUACUUUGAUGCUAAAGAGCUUGAGGUGAUGCUGUGUGGUAUGCAGGAGAUUGACCUUGGCGACUGGCAAAAAAACACCAUCUACAGACACUAUGCACGAAGCAGCAAACAGAUCCUCUGGUUCUGGCAGUUUAUAAAGGAGAUGGACAAUGAGAAGAGGAUGAGGUUGCUGCAGUUUGUCACCGGUACCUGUCGCCUGCCUGUAGGAGGCUUUGCCGACCUUAUGGGAAGCAAUGGUCCCCAGAAGUUCUGUAUUGAGAAGGUGGGAAAAGAAAACUGGCUUCCCAGAAGUCACACGUGUUUCAACAGACUGGACUUGCCACCCUACAAGAGCUAUGAGCAACUGAAGGAGAAGCUGAUGUUUGCCAUUGAGGAGACAGAAGGCUUUGGACAGGAGUGAGACGAAACCAGGAGAAGUUUAAACCGUUGGCGCAGGAGUCUGAAGAAAUAAAGACCACCAGUGUUCAAAUCAGGGAGCCUCUCUUAAAAAGACAGGUGUUUCGUAUGUUUGUGCUCAUGUAUACACACACCUGUGUGGUACUUCUAAAGGUGCAUGUGUGAGACUGUUGCCUGCAUGUUGUUGCAAAGGAGCUGGGAUUUGUGUCUACUGUGUACACCAUGCUCGCAGCAGGCCUCUCAAUGCUUGAAUGGUAUGUGAAAAUGUUUUAUUCUUUUAAACCAAAAGACAGAAGCUGCUCCUGUCUCUGAGAAUGUGCAGCAAAUUAUGCAUGGGAUCCUGAAAACUCACCCUCUAUGCCAUUUCUUUAAUGGGACUGCAGUAGUUUUUCCUCCUCACACGGGAUAUUGUAAUGGUGAGCAGCAGACAACUUUGAUUUACUGUUAAAAUCAGACUGAGAGCAAGAUUGAGUGGAUGUGCUUUUUUUGAAACAGGGUUAAGUUUCACCAAAAAGCAAACUUUGUUGCUCUAAGAUUGUGUGUUGCAUUAGAAUGAGUUGCCUCCACUUUUAGCAUCAUCCCUAUAGUGGUAUUCCUCAUCACAUCCUCAGAUCUCUCACAAAUCUUUCACCUGCAUCUCUACUCUUGGCUAUAGUGGAUCUUUUUUUAAAGAAGGAGUAAGUGAUUCUGUAGAAAUCCAACACCAUGACAAAAACUAUGCUAUAGAAUGAACAACAACACAGCAAGUAAUGCAGUUAACGUUAGCUAAGUUGUGGGUUAGCAUACUGUUGUUACAGUUGCUGCUAUGACGCUAACAUGCAGAGAGGACGAGACAGUCCCAGAGCCAGCACACCAGAUAUUCAAAACUCUACUGCUACUAUAGCCAACAUCACAACAACAGCAUGUCUUGGCAAACUGGAAAGUAAGUCCGCAGGCAAGUCGCACACAAAUCAUGGCGUGAACGGCUGGAAUAGUGUUUGGUCCAGGUCACUUUGUUUGUUCGCCAUUUACAGAGCUGUGUACAAACACCUGAUUAGGGACAGCUAGUGGAUAAUGAGAAGAUUUUAGCUGAAUUUGACAAAAGAACAUGUUUUGGAUUAUAAUCACUUACCCCAUCUUUAAGUGAAUAGUAACACAUGCCAAUAUAAGAUGAUAGCUUUGAUAUAAUCAAAAAAGGAGUGCUCAAAGUUAAUGGUGCUUCAAAGAGAUUUGUGAAAUAUGCCUAAUAUAAGUAACAAAAGAGUGUUCCUGCUUCUAUAAUAUUUGAUCUGUGAAUCACUUAAUCAUUGUGGAAAGUGUUGUAACCUUCAUUGUUCAUAGUGGUGGGACAUGUGGAAGACUUCAAUAGAACUUAAACUGACCCUAGUUUUAUAGGGCUGGAGUUUAUAUGCUGUGAUGCAGAAUGGGGCGUCAUGGGUUAUUAGAGUAUUCUGAGAGAAUCUUUUAAGUUAUUCAUCUUAAUAUCAGCUCCAAAAACUAUUUUUAAAAACAAGAUAAUGUAGAAAUCCAUUGGGGAAGAAGUAAGUAUUUUAAGAUGAUGACCUGUGUAUUCAGUACUUUCAGUAAAAAGACUCAAAGUGGAAAAACACCAUAUGCAAGUCAAACGAAAUCCGUGUUUAGGUAAAAUCUGCAAUGACAUUUUAAAUGCGUUCUUUGCAACACUCAAAAGAAACUGCAUGUUGCUCCUCAUACAUAUGUAGCAUUUGAAGAUGAGUGCUGUAGCUACUACCUUACUUUAAGUCUUUUCUUGCCCCACAGCAAAACCACAAAAUGAAUGUGAAAAAUAAAUAACAAUUCAGUUAAAAAUCACUUACAAUUCCUCUGAUGUCAUUUGUUGAUUUAGAGACAAACAUUCUAUUGAUAUUACUGUAUUACAAAUACAUUUCUGACACACAUAAUCCAUUUUAUGCAAAGAAGAAGAACAGCAGAUUUUGGAUUUUGUUAGUUAAUUACAGAUCGUGCACAAAGAAACUUCCAAAUGCUUUACCAAUGUGGAGUCCAACGUUGAGUGUGUAAAGAAACAGACUUUAUAGUGUAACUGCAAACACUUGUUUGGUUUGGUUUGACAUUACACAACAUCUGAUCAACAGUAACAGAGUUUAAGAAGAUGAUUAACCUAAAUGAAAUACAAACACCAGGUAGUGUGGUUGCUCAGUAUUUGCAGUGUAUUCCUUAAUAUGUUAGUUACACACUGAAAAGAUACUUGUGGUUACUGAGGAACACAGGAUUCAGGUGUUAGUCUGACAAAGCACAGCACUUUUAAACAUUUGGAUGUUGCUCUAGGCUCUUUGUUUCCACAUACACGGUGAGGUGGUUGUUUGUCACUAGCCUUCAAGUAGCCUUAUUUCCACCCUCAGGCAUCGGGUAUCCUUUUAGCAACUUGAGGCCAGCAGAGAUGAUCGACCUUGUUAAUGGUGAAAUGAAUACUUUGGACUCUGGCUUUGGUCGGUCCUCCUUGACAAUAACCAGACCAACAGGAGUUUCAUAAAUUUAUUUUAAAUAACCUGCACCAGUGUGGAAAAGCUAAACAUGAGCUGAUGACACGUGGCCUGUUUCAGUGGCUAAGUGUGACUUCAGCUGGAAUACUACUGAGACAAAGUCAGUGUAUUAUAACGAAUGUAUCAUGAUGAAAAGUUGAUUGGUAAAGUUGCCUAUUUACAUUUUUGCCUCUGAUUGUUAUCCCUGAUACAAAGUGCUGUUUUAAUCUUGUUCUGGGUCGGUCAUAUAUUAAAAUCCAGAGGGACAUCGUUAAGCAAAUAUGUAAAUAUAAUUCACUGCGUUUUUUGUUCUCCAGACUUUUCCAUGUACAACUAAACCACUGUCACUCUGUAUAUGAAAACAAGUUGUAAAUGGUGUCAAUAACAAAUUUUCUUUUUUAAAAGAAAGGUUUUAAUAAUAAGAGGUUUAUGGUAACACUAUAUUUUCUUUUCCCUGUUUAAUUUUGGGUGUACAUGAAACAUGUGUAAUAUAGAAAUUGUCACCUUAAUAAAUUAAAUAAAAAAUGUG